Molecule: messenger RNA, 1100 nt
Organism: Dromaius novaehollandiae (emu)
Lineage: Eukaryota; Metazoa; Chordata; Aves; Casuariiformes; Dromaiidae
Gene: TMEM252
Product: transmembrane protein 252
Exons: 2
Coding region: 41-604 (187 amino acids)
Source: RefSeq, a predicted model, not a curated record
AACAACAGACAGGGGCUAAGUGCUGUGUCUGCUGGGAAAGAUGCCCAAAGGUGUUCUCUCCUUCAUUCGUCUUUUUGUGCUCUUACUCAGUUUCUGUGCUAUUUGUCUGGGAGCAUUUUGCCUUUCCACAAGCACUUUGCUAUGCAAGUGUGGAAAUAAGCAGCUGGCUGUUUACUGUCUGUUACCUCUGGGGUUCCUGCUCCUUGUGACUGGCAUUUGCUGGAAUGCUUUCCAUGAAGCCAUCAAAUACAAGGGCCUCAGCAACAUCUUCAAUCGAAAUCCCAGCCUUAGAGAGCUACGUGUCAGCACCAUAGACAGACCCGAUUUCUACCCCCCAUCUUAUGAAGACAGCACAGAUCCUGAAAAACAGACUUUCCCACUGCCAUUUGCCUCCACGCUAAAAGACGAAGAAGUCUCCAGGCUCCCUCCGCCUCUGUACACCGAAAGCAGCACGGAGUUCAUCAGCGAGACCAGUGGACAAGAGGAGCCACCACCGUACGAGCUGUCUGUGCAGGAGCCACGGCAGCAGCAGACGGAUGAGCAAGACUCAGCCGCCGAAAGAGUGUCUAGCACUCAUGCACCCACACAAGAAAACAGUUGCUGACAAGGCACAAACUGCCCUGGGACCCAAGAAAGAGCAAAGCUGGUCAGAAAUUCUGGGACAAAGUCAGUGGGUAAAGUCCCAAGUUUGUGAAGUGGGCAAAGGUGGAAGAAGAUGGGUGUCCGUGCUCCCUAGUAUUGCACCCCUAGAGCAAAACUGCCUAGGAAAAGCACUGAUCACCCCCAUGUUUGAGAGGAGCUGGACGCCUUAUAAGGUGCGUGGUAUUUUCAAACAGAACGAAGUUUUCAGGCUUGCAGAGGAUUUGCUAAACCUAUGGAGUGCCACCAUAAUGUCGUUAUAACACUUGUUGUAUAGGAGUAAAUUCUUCGGCACACAGCUCUGCAUAACUGCCUUUAUCAUGUAGAGCUCUGGCAGCGCUCUGAAGUACUGAAAGACAAGGAAUAUUUUUGUAUCAUAAGUCACUGAAGCUAGCUGUUCUGUUUUGGUGUGGUAUAAUGGGUAUUUUACUAUUGCAUCCAUGAAUAAAUUUUGUAUUUAA